AUGGCGGAAGCUGAGAAGAAGCGAUAUCAAUCAUUUUCUCAGGAGAAAGACGACGAGAAAGAUCUCGACCUUGUCCACGACGAGCACGAGGCUCCUCUUCCUUUAACCGUCACUUCCCGUGUUUUGUACAUGUUGGGAGACAUUGCAGCUGGUCCAGCUUAUCGGUUUACCCAAUGGUUGGAUUUAGUUCGUAAACGGAGUGCUACUUAUGGAUCCUCUGGAUUCCCUCACCGUCUUCACCGGAUCGAUGAUUUGGUUACUAGUGCAGGAGAGAGGAAUGCUGAUCCGAAAAGUCCACCGAGCAGGCAAACUUCAGAGAUUAGUUUGUGGGAAAGGCUUGGUAAAGCUUCUAUUGUGGAUAUCGAAUCGAGCUCUUUUUCGUGGAACAUGCUGUCUUCGCUUCACCAUACUGAACAUAGUAGUAGUACUGAUCAUUCUGAAGAGGACCAGAGUAAACCGCUUGAGGUUACUGUGAAUUCUGGCGGAGUUGUUUUCUUUGCCCUGUUCAAUCAUUCCAGCUCUGAAGAUGCUUCUCGAAAGGAAGAAGCAGCAGCAGUUAUAAAAUUUUCAUCAUCUAGGAUGGCCACGCAAUCAGAACGUCUAGGUUAUGAGUUUGCCAGGUGGCUAGGGGUGCAGAUUCCGCAGGCUAGAGUCAUUCAUAGCUGUAAUCCUGAGUGGACACUGAUCAAAGAAGCAACUGAAAAGGCACAAGCUAAAGCGGCUUCAGAGGGAGACGAGGUUGGUGAAGUGACUUGUUCAGAACUUCUGGAAGCCCUUGAGCUCAGUCGUUGUCUUCUCCUAAUGAGUUAUGUCCAUGGAUGUCCAUUGCUAGAGAGCAUGAGUAGUUUCGAUACUGAAGAAAAGGCAGAGAGAGUUGCUGCAGCGUUAGGGAGAAUCUUUGUGUUAGAUCUUGUAAUUAGGAACGAAGACAGAUUACCCUGUCGUCAGCUGAGAUGGCGUGGCAACCCGGCAAAUCUGUUAUUAACCGACAGAAUUGUGUCAUCAACAAAACAUCUAGAAUGCUCUUUUGAAGAAGCUUUUGAUUCCGCCAUCAAACGAUGCCAUCCAAGGGACUACAGAUCCAUUCAGCGGGAAAGAAGAGCUUCUUCGGUAGAUAGCAGAUCUAGAUUGAGUGUUAGUGAUCAAAGGUUAGUCUCACAGUCGUCUGAGUUUUCUGAUAUAACGGAAUCGCCUAGAUCAUAUGACACUGGUUAUAUGAGUCCAAUGUCUGAUAGAUCAGUAGCUCCUGAUUUUCACAUCGUAACCAUAGACUCGGGUGUUCCACGGCGUCCCCCUGCUGGAAAACGGGCGAGCGACCAAGAAAUUUAUCCUAGAUUAGUUGAGCUACUUCUCAAUAGUAGCCAAUAUUCCUCGAAUUUGUUACAUGAAAUAACAGAAGGAAGUUUAGGAUAUCCCCUGGCAGAAGAUGGCGAAGAAGCAUCUAAUGUUCGGUCGACUGUAGUAACGCCAGUUGUACGUGAGUUCCGCAAUGGAUUUCGCGCUGGUCUCAGGGAUUUACAAGAGUUUCACAUUUUCCUUGUCACCCUUCAUCAGAAGUUAGAUGGGUUGCUACGGGCGUUUUUCAAUAUGAUGGACAAAACAAUGUGUGCAGAUUUUGACAGAGAAGAUUUUGCUGUUCCUGAGUCGCCUUCACAAACUCCUGGGCAUGAGAUGAAUCACUAUCCAUCUCCCUCAAAAGAUCGGGUGCAUAGUGAUAACAGCUCUGAUCACAGCGAGUCAGAGUUUAUGCCAAAAUCAGUUCCCAGGACACCAAAUUCAGAAAACAAAGAAGGCACAGAUGCUUCUUCGCCUAAGUCACGAGAUAGUUGGCACGGAAGAUCCGGUAGAGGUGGAGAAUCUCUUAGCAGUCAACGUUUAGCAGCAAAGCUUCGCGACUUCCAUAAAUUUGCAAAGAUUGAUGCAGAGUCUAAUAAAGAACUAGACCAGUGGAAUGAAACUCUGCGGAAUGAAGUUCUGAAACUCUGCCAAGAGAACGGUUUCAACACUGGUUUCUUUGAGGGCAGUGAUAAUAACAGUUGUACCGAUGCUUACGAGCUAAAGGUUAGACUUGAGCAUAUUCUUGAGAGGAUAUCAUUGAUCUGCAAAGCGGCGAAUACAGAGAAACCAUCGAUGAUACAAGAUAAUCUUUUUAUCGGAGGAGGAUUGGCUGCAAGGUCCGUUUACACUCUUCAGCAUUUAGGUAUAACUCAUAUUCUAUGUUUGUGUGCAAAUGAAAUCGGGCAGUCGGAUACUCAAUACCCUGAGCUCUUCGAGUACAAAAAUUUCUCAAUAACCGACGAGGAAGACUCAAAGAUCGAGAGCAUCUUUCAAGAAGCUCUCGAUUUCAUCAACCACGGCGAAGAAACGGGUGGCAAGAUUUUAGUUCAUUGCUUCGAAGGUCGGAGUAGAAGUGCAACUGUAGUACUCGCGUACCUAAUGCUCCGAAAGAACCUCACACUUUUAGAAGCAUGGGGCAAACUGAGAAAAGUUCAUAGACGAGCUCAACCAAAUGACGGGUUUGCCCGGAUCUUACUUAACCUCGACAAGAAAUGUCACGGGAAGGUGUCAAUGGAGUGGAGACAGAGGAAACCGACAAUGAAAGUCUGUCCGGUUUGUGGUAAGAACGCGGGUCUAAGCAGUAGUUCUCUUAAGCUCCAUCUCCAGAAAUCUCACAAGAAACUGUCUUCGGGAAGCGUUGACAGUGCAAUGAACAUGGAGAUUCAAAAGGCUUUGGAGGCUCUUAAGCUUAGCACUGGUCGUGGCUCAAAUGUUAGUUCCAAUUCUUUUCAAUCUCAUUCUGGUUAG
Messenger RNA from Arabis nemorensis, 2805 nucleotides. NCBI's taxonomy places the organism in Eukaryota, Viridiplantae, Streptophyta, Magnoliopsida, Brassicales, Brassicaceae. The record is from the annotation of a GenBank genome assembly.